UUAGUAAUAAUGUUAAAUGUAGGUGAGAAAAGCGCAAAAGCAAAUUGCGAGAAUGAUUUCAGGCAAAAAUAAAGCCAACUUACCCACAGCCCUAGGUAGGGUCAAAAUUGGGGCAUCUCAUUGACAUUUAGUUUAAUUUUAACGCACACGAUAUAGCCAUGACAGCUAAUUGUAAACUUGUACCCCAAACCAAGCUACCGGCGACUGCACAUCUCCCGUGGCCCUUGGGAUGGAGAGCGGCGCCAUCGCUGACGACCACAUCACGGCAUCCACACAGGAACCUGAGUUCGAGGCUUACGAAGGUCGUCUGAAUAACGGCUGGUCGUGGAUGACGUACACCGUAGACACGAACCAGUGGCUACAGAUCGACCUCGGCAGUCAGAAGGUCCUCACCAGUAUCCAAACACAAGGCCUUUGGGGGGGAUAUACCGUCAAGUCUUACAAACUGUUGUACUCUGACUAUGGGACAGCCUGGGUGACCUACGGAGAUGGACAAAACGACAUGAUAUUUAAUGGAAACCGUGACGGCGACACCGUUGUGGAACAGAAUCUGCACACUCCAGUGACGACACGAUAUGUCCGGAUAAACCCACAGUCUUCGCACAGCAGCUCCCGCAUGCGCCUUCGAGUGGAGCUUCUUGGGUGCGAUGGAUACCGUAUUUGGUAUCAGUGCGUAUCGUAUGACGUGGUACCAACAAACGUCACGUCAUUGGAAGAAAAGAGCGGAAGUGUCAACGUCACCAUUGACGGUUUGAAGAGCGGCUGCAGAUACAACGUCACAGUUCGCAAUGUCGUCUCAAUAUAUGAAAGUGCUGACGUCUUCAUCGAGUGCAUAACUGAAACGGACCCUCCACUGUCUCUCACGUGCUCAACAGCAACUUCUACUUCAAUCACCAUCAGCUGGAUAAAGCCGAAUGCGACCCUUAGCGGAUACAGGGUAAACUACACUCUCGUUAGUGACAGUCCCUCCGAAAUGAUGACAACAGAAUUUGGUCCUGAACAUGAGGAACACGUCCUCCAAGAUGCCAUAGCUGACCGGGAAUACAGCGUGACUCUCGUGGCUGUUGGGAUGUAUCAGGACAGCGUGCCCGUUGGUGUCACCUGUCUUACACUGACGCCCCCACCCGAGGACUUUCAGGUGACAUACGGCACAGAGACGUCCGUUACAGUUUCCUGGAAGCAGAGGGUCAACUCUCUCGCUCUGCACCACAGGGUGUGGAUAAGGCGUAGUGAUACAGCUGAGAGCCUGUUCACACAGCUAGUGCCCACAGGUCAGACUGACCUGACGUUCAUUGACCUCACCCCUGGCACAGAGUAUGUGAUAUCAGCCACAAGCAUCAACACGCAGAACGAAGGACCAGCAAUGAACAUUACUACUGGAACAAAAAUGGACAGUCCAACUGAAUUAGAUGUUGUACAAAAGACAACCAGCACCAUAACAAUCUCAUGGACACCACCUCAAGCUGUCCUUAUCGCUUACAACAUAACCUACACAGAAAAUGGAAGGAGUGCGUACAUGAUGACGUCAGGAGAUGUUGACAGUUGUGAACUGACAGGUCUGGUACCUGGUACUCUGUAUGACAUAGACUUGGUGGCCGUUAGCAAGGUGGGGAGGAACAUCGCCGUCAGUACUAGUGCUGUCACAGCUCCACCUUCGAGUCUGAGAGUCACCAACUCCUCCACGACAUCGUUGUUCCUAGAAUGGACGCCACCUGCGGCAAACAUUCUGUACUACAGCCUGGACAUUUCAGACGAGCAUAGCGGAGAGGUAGCAUUGCUAAGGCUUGAUGGACACAAAACGUCCUAUUACGUCACAGGUCUUGUACCAGAAACUACAUACGUCAUCAAGAUGGGGGCGUUCAGUGAGCAUGGUCGUAGUGCGGACAUCACUAUUUCAAAUAGUACAGGGUCUUUGCCGACAGUCAAAGCCAGCACUGUUACCACUUCACACACAACGACGGAGGCGUCCACAACGGAUAGAAGAACAACUACUUCAAUAACUACUUCUACUUUAUGGACAACAACAGAGUCGCCAACAACGAAGAAAACAACCGAAGAGAUAGAAAGAGACAUAAAACCAGCCAUGCCUGAUUAUGAUGAAGAUACAACAAGCAGCCAAAGUACUACAGCAUACUAUAUAAUGUCGACAGGAAAAUCAACAAAGCCCCCUCUUAUUGUGGAAACAUCAAGUGCAGACAACGAGAAAUCUACAACAACUCCCAAACGGACUACGGAAGAUCCAGGUGAAAAGUACUUCAACGUACUUCAUUACUGA
Branchiostoma floridae (Florida lancelet) is the source of this 2275-nucleotide messenger RNA. RefSeq names its product fibronectin-like. NCBI's taxonomy places the organism in Eukaryota, Metazoa, Chordata, Leptocardii, Amphioxiformes, Branchiostomatidae. The record is from RefSeq and is a predicted model, not a curated record. Gene Ontology annotation, molecular function: protein binding. The transcript is spliced from 13 exons. The coding region runs from base 230 to 2275 and encodes 681 amino acids.